GUCCGCUUCGCCGCUAGCCAUACCCAUCUUCUCCCCGGCAACACACGUUUCGUGCCGAGCAACAUGUGUCCGAGCGCCAGCAACAUCUGAGGGCGGGCGUAUUUGAAUUGCCGCCCCAAUGUGUCUCACAAUCUCACAAAAAUUUUUCGGCCGCGGAUAAGGUAACAACGUAGUGUCGAAAUUUUUUCUGAAUUCAGAAAACUCGUCGUCGGAUGAAUUUCUCGUGCUGUUGCUGCCUCUUAGCCGUGUACGUGUACGUGUGCGUGUGCGCGCGUGUGUGUGGUGUGUGUAAAGGAGAAAUUAUCCAAAAACCGGUUCAGCCGCGACUUCCUUUGAAAAUUGUCUGUAUUUUUUUGUCGAAAACCCAAAUAAAAUAAAUAAUAAUUCGAAACGAUUGUGCGUUUUUGUCGGGAAGGAAGAUAGACCCCUCUCUCAGUCACUCCACUUUCCCAUUCGAUUCGAUCGCUCCGAAAUCCGAAACGCCGCGAAAACAACAACAAAAUCUAGCAUAUAUUUUUUUCUUGUGCUCCUGCGAAAAAAAUCUCCAACAAAAAAAAGUGUUAAAGUGUCCCAAAGAGAAAUCUGAGAAUAAAGAGAGCAAAAAUCCAAAGCCAAGAUCAAAGCAAAAAGGAAAAAUAUUCAAAGUGCAAGAAAGAGUAGAAGCGAAAGAGUAGAAAAAGUGUGCAAGAAAUACGAGAAACAAAACAAAAAAGUUGCAAAAUUUACCGAAAUUUCGAGGAAGGAAGAAAAGGCAGAACUUUCGAGGUGCAGAUACGAAAAUAUCCAUUUGAAAGGAUGCGCAUCUGUUGGAUGCAGCCAGGUCUCUAAAGAAGAUUGAAGCGUGAGCAAAGGAGAAGCGAAAGGAAGAUAAGCAGAUCAGAAACAAAAGGUGCACCGAAAGAGGAGCCGCAGCGAGGAAGCGAAAGGCACAAGAAAAACAGAUUUCAAGGUUUUUUUAAAGUUUUUUGAGCCAGUCGGUGCCGAUUCCUGCUGAAUGAAAGCAACAGCAACAGCAUCUGGCAGCCUCAGAGGAACGAAAGUGGAAAUAUUCUCCAAGAAUUUGAUGAUGCCCCACUACUAGAAGGAAAACCUAAACCCAAAUACAGAGAGCAAUCUCCCCAGCGAAAGGGAGAGGACACAGAGAGCGACAGAAGGACAGAGAGAGAGAGAGCGAUUCCAGAUCGAAGAUCCCAGUGAAGAUUCAUCAUGUAUCCGGCCAGUGCCAGCAGCAGUGCCGCAUCUGCAGCAUCCAAAUUCCAGAAUCGCUGCGCAUCGCCACAGUUUGCCAGCUUUGCGCCGCCGCCACCGGGCGACUAUCCGCAUCCGCAUCCGCAUGCACACUCGCAUCAGCAUCAGACGACAGCCGCGGCCGUACACAAUGCCCCUGGUGGCGGCGGCGGCGGCGGUGGCAUUGGCGGCUCGAUGCGGCAUCCAAGCCAGCGCUCCACCUCGGCCACGGCGGCGCAUCAGAUGACCCUCAAUCAUGGCGGCCACGGCGGCCACAAUCACGGCCAUGGCGGCGGCCUGAGCAUGGGCCAUGGCACGGCCGCCACACUGGGCCACCAUCAUCAUGUGGGCUCUCAUCUGAUGUUUCCCGACGACAUGGACAGCAUCGAGUUCUGCAUGCCAGCGGCGCCGUCGUCCUCGUCAUCGUCCUCACAGCAGAAUGGCGGGGAACAGCUGCUGUUGGGCAGCAGCCAUGGGGAGGCCUUUACGGAGCGUCGACGACGCGGACACAGUCGCCGGAGCAACCACAAAAUGGACGUAGAACAGCAGGUGAAAUGGUCCCGCAAGAACAUUGCCGCCACAAUGGAACGCUUUGAGCCCACAACCAACACACAGUCCUCGUCGUCCACCUCAUCGCUGGACUAUGGCUUUGCCGCCGGCGUUAUGACGCCCAGCAGCAGCAGUGCCACGCCUUCGCAUGGCGGUGGCGCCUCUGGUGGCGGCAUGUCCUCCACCCCCUCGCUGCAUGUGGCCUUCAACGGGGGCGGUGGCGGUGGCGGCGGGUCUGGUGGUGCUGCGGCUGGGGCCAGUGGUGGCGCCGUUGGAGCAGCUGCUGCGGCGGCACCGUUUAAUCAUGUCUACUCGUACGCCUAUUACGAACCAGGGGCGGCCAAGUGCCACACGAAUGUACCCGCCCAGGGAUCCGCACAGGCCCAGGCCCAGGCUCUGGCCCAUGCCCAUGCCCAGGCCCAGGCCCAGGGACAGAUGCAGAUGCAGAUGCAGGCGCCGUCGAAGAGUCCGCCGAGGAACUCCAUACGCGCUCUGUUGGCCAAGAGCUUCCGCUCGAAAUCAUCGUCACACAACGGGGGGGGACAGUCCACGUCGUCGUCGCCGAGCGCCGAGGAUCGGGACAGGCACACGUACACCACCCGCUACGGCACCACCGAGAAUCUGUACGAGGAGGUGAGCGAGCAGAAGAUCCGCAAGGUCCUGUCCGACAACCGCAUCGCCUCGUCCAGCGUGGGGAACGUCAAGGAGGAGCAGCGCCGCGUCCAGCACAAUCAUUUCCGUGUGCUCGACGAGCUAAAUCUCUCCCUGGAGGCCCUCAUCAUGCCCCCAACGCCCCCAGAUAUUAGUCCCAGCCAUGCGAUAGCCGUCAACGUCGAUGAGAUGGGAAUGGGAAUGGGCAUGGGGAUUGGGAUGGGAAUGGGGCCCAUGAGCUCCGCUGCAUCCUCCGGCAGCAGUGGCUUGGGACAGGCACAGGCCUGCUCCUCCUCCUCCUCUGCGGCGGCGGCGGCGGCGGCGGGGGCGGGGGCAGCGGCGGCGCCCCCAUCCUCUCUGGUGGCCAGCAGCAGCAGCCAAUCGAAGACCGCCCAGAGGCCACGCCGUGGGGGAUUGCUGGGCGGUUCGGCGGCCAGCGCCAGCGCCAGCGCCAGUUCGGCCUCGCAUGCCAGCCUCGAGAAUCUAUCGAGCACUCUGAACAGCAUGGAGCUGAAGGAUCAUCACCAUCAUCACCAGCAGCAUCACCAGCAGCAGCACCAGCAGCAUCACCAGCAGCAUCACCAGCAUGGACACACGAGCAGCAGCUGCAUCAAUCCGGAGUUCGAUGAGGGGGAUCUGGACAGCGGAUUCAGUGGCAGUGGCAGCAGCAGCGGCGCCAGCUACAAUGAGAGUCUGCGCUACUACAAGUCAGCCACGCCCACUGGCCACAAUCUCAAUCUGAACUUGAAUCUGAAUCUGAAUCCCACGCUCCACCACCAGCAACAGCAGCAGCAACAGCAGCAUCCCCUGAACAACAACAACAGCAACAGCAACAACAACAACAACACAUUGCCCCACAAUAUUCGCAGCUGCCGCUCAUCGACGGCCUCCGGGACAUCUACCUCGAAGAGCAGCAUGGCCAGCUGUGGCGAGGAUCAAGGCAUCGCCGGCAUGGGAAUGAUGGUGGGCUCAGGAACUGCUGCCGCUAUGGCUGGACCCACUGUGGCUGCUGCUGCCGGAGUGCAGGAGACCAGCCUGGGCUCCCUGUCGCCCUUCCAUUAUCCACGACGCUGUUCGGCCGAUCAACAGCGUGCCUCCGGCCGAUCGAUUGCCUCCGGAUCCGGCAUGGUAAUGGGUGGCGGAGUGUCCACAGCGGUGGCCAUGUCCGGGGCAGGCAGCUACAGCCUCAGCAGCAGCAGCAAUGUGGCACUGUCCACCGGAGCGAAACCCAAGAAGAAUUUCUGGACCAUGAAACCGUGAUGCUACAAAAAGGCGCUGCGUCACAUAUGCAAGAAAUGGACUAUUGUCAUGGAAUACAAUUCAAAGACUGCCUCAUGCCAUGCCAUCCACUAUUACCACCAACCCAGCAGCAGCAACAACAGCAACAGCAACAGCAUCAG
Molecule: messenger RNA, 3827 nt
Organism: Drosophila miranda
Lineage: Eukaryota; Metazoa; Arthropoda; Insecta; Diptera; Drosophilidae
Exons: 7
Coding region: 1207-3687 (826 amino acids)
Source: RefSeq, a predicted model, not a curated record